Messenger RNA from Ictalurus furcatus (blue catfish), 935 nucleotides. RefSeq names its product NECAP endocytosis associated 1 (gene necap1). Lineage: Eukaryota; Metazoa; Chordata; Actinopteri; Siluriformes; Ictaluridae. Bases 5 to 802 code for a protein of 265 amino acids. Gene Ontology annotation, cellular component: membrane; clathrin vesicle coat. Gene Ontology annotation, biological process: endocytosis. The transcript has 8 exons. The record is from RefSeq and is a predicted model, not a curated record.
CAAGAUGGCGGCCGAGGUGGAAUACGAGUCGGUUCUGUGUGUCAAACCUGACGUCAAUGUUUACCGAAUUCCGCCGCGAGCGUCGAACCGCGCCGUCAGGGCAGCUGAUUGGAAGUUAGAUGCUCCUGACUGGACAGGCCGAAUGAGAGUGACGGCCAGGGGAAAACUUGCCUAUAUUAAACUAGAGGAUAAGAUCUCAGGGGAGCUGUUUGCUCAAGCCCCGGUGGAUCAGUAUCCUGGUAUCACAGUCGAAACUGUAAGUGACUCAAGCCGCUACUUUGUACUUAGGAUUCAAGAUGACAGCGGUCGUAGUGCUUUUAUUGGCAUUGGAUUUGGGGACCGGGGAGAUGCGUUUGAUUUCAACGUGGCUUUGCAGGAUCAUUUCAAGUGGGUAAAGCAGGAUAAUGAGUUCAGUAAGCAGGCUCUAACUCCAGACUUGGGCCCUAAAUUAGACUUGGGGUUUAAAGAAGGUCAGACCAUCACUCUUAACAUUGGGCAAAGUAAGAAGAGAGAAAAGUCUCGUCCACAAAGUUCAGGUGGCCUUGGACUGCUUCCACCUCCUCCAAGUGGCAAAAUUGCUCCGCCUCCUUCAGCCACCUCCACCAAUAACAACAUAGAACCGCCAACGAGCGGUAGCAACUUGGGUUGUUUGUUGGACCUUGAAAGCAAUGAUCCUAACACUUUGGUUCAGCCAGCUCCUCCUAGCACAAAUGCUGACCUGUGGGGAGAUUUUACAUCUGACAGCUUAUCAUCUCAGCCCUCCAAGCCGGAGUCUGCCUCCACAAAUUGGGUCCAGUUCUGAGUUUGUGAUCCCACUGCUCACUUCAUGUCCCUGUUCCUACUUGUCACACACUGAAACUAUCACUUAAGUUUACCAGUACCCCUUUCUCUCUCUCUCUCUCUCUCUCUCUCUCUCUCUCUCUCUCUCUCUCUCU